Molecule: messenger RNA, 360 nt
Organism: Miscanthus lutarioriparius
Lineage: Eukaryota; Viridiplantae; Streptophyta; Magnoliopsida; Poales; Poaceae
Source: the annotation of a GenBank genome assembly
AUGGCGUCCAUGCAGAAGAGCCACGAGGAGCGCGCGCAGUCCGCGGCGCAGAAGGCGGCCGACGAGCUCCACGCGUCGAGGCGGGACCAAGUCCGCGAGGAGGCCAGGGGCGUGGCGGACGCCGCCAUGGGCAAGGCCGGCGAGACGAAGGACGUGGCGGCGGACAAGCCGCGUGGCGUCAGGGACGCGGCGGCGGACAGGACCACAGAUAAUAAGGCGGGGGACGAAGCCGAGUCGGAGGAGGAGGACGUGAUGCUGCGGGUGAAGGCGGCGGACCAGAUGACGGGGCAGGCGUUCAACGACGUCGGCAAGAUGGGGGAGGAGGGCACCGACGUUCCACGGAGACGCCGUUCUAGCUGA